AUGGCGAGACAUGAUGAUACCCCGCGAAGCGAUGACUUUCCCGAUGAUGAUAACUCUGAUUUGGGUGACUUUGUAACUACGGAGAGGGAAGAGUCUGAUGUUAAUGAGAGCUCCGAGGAGGGCUGGAAAUAUGACAAGGAGAUGUCGAGAGUCUUCUAUCCAGUCUGCAUAGGAGAAAUUCUCAACGACAGAUACCGCAUCGACCAUAAACUCGGACACGGCGGCUUCUCUACCGUCUGGUUAGCUUACGACCUUGAAAAGAAGACGGACGUGGCUCUUAAAGUCACAGACUCGAGCGAGAUAGGCAAAUAUGAAGCUCAGAUACACGAAAAGAUCAUUCGGCGUGUCAAGGACACUUCCCAUAUUCUCACAUACCUGAGGACCUUUUCGCUCCAGGGCGAAGGGUCUAAUCGCCACCAAGUUUUGGUUUUCCCUUGGGUUGGGGAAUGUCUCUUUGACCUUAAGAUCUGGAAAAUGACAAUGGCUUCACGUAUGUUAGCUGCCAGGCAUUUGCUUGAGGCUCUUAAUAGUCUACAUAGCGCUGGGAUUGUGCAUCGGGAUGUGACUGGCUAUAACUGCUUCCAAGGCAUUGCUCCGUUAGAAAACCAUACCAGGAAGUACAAGUAUGAACGACUUGGUCGCCCUCUUAAGCUGUCUAUUGAGAAAUGGCUUGAAGAGAACAUUUGGAAACCAGGUCAGUUGGUUGCGCCGGUAAAGAUUCCAGAGGACCUACAGGAAGACAUCUUCUAUCUUGGAGACUUUAGCCUCGCUAUAAAUGUUGGUGAACGAGUAACCCCUGAGCGCGAAGGCCGGCCACCCGUGGAUUAUUGCUCUCCGGAACGGCUUCAUGGCUUUCCACCCAGCACAGCCUGCGAUAUGUGGAGUUACAUGUGUGUAUUCUCGGAGUUCUAUUUGGGUUUCCGCGUUAUCGGAAAGGGUUUGGGGGAUGGUAUUAUUCCAGCUAUGGUUGAAAGUCUUGGCCCACUUCCCGCUGAGUGGAAGGGGCGUCUUUUCUGGGAAUAUGAAGACCAAUGGUAUGAUCAAAAUAUAGAGCCAAAUCCUCAACGCCCCUUCGAAGACAGAAUAAAACGUUUGCGUCCCGACAUUGACCAAGCUGAACUUGAACUUGUCUCCUCAUUGUUCCGCCGGGGAUUCCGCUUGGAACCAGAGAAACGUCCAACAGCGGCUGAACUUCUGCAGGACCCGUCAUUCAAAGCUCUGAUGGACAGAUAUACUUGA
Nannizzia gypsea CBS 118893 is the source of this 1239-nucleotide messenger RNA. Its product is annotated as serine/threonine protein kinase. Gene Ontology annotation, molecular function: ATP binding; protein kinase activity. The record is from RefSeq and is a predicted model, not a curated record. The transcript has 3 exons. The coding region runs from base 1 to 1239 and encodes 412 amino acids. Gene Ontology annotation, biological process: protein phosphorylation. Lineage: Eukaryota; Fungi; Ascomycota; Eurotiomycetes; Onygenales; Arthrodermataceae.